AUGAUACAAAAUAUUCAAACAAACUCAUUUGAAAAUGAUCCAAGAAAUGAUUAAACAAUUUAGUAAUAAGCAGAAGUUGUUUAAUAUAUUUGCGAUAGAAAUAAAGAAGUAUUUUAAAAUUAUAUAAAGAAAGAAUUAGAUAUUCUAGAAUCUAAGUUACAGUCAGAAAACUUUUAAAAGUAAUAAUCUGAAGUUAAAAGAGUUAAGUUUGAAGAUGGAAGAUUUAUUGAUUACAGAGACAACUUAGAUAAUUUAGGACGCUUUGAGUUGAAAAAAAAAACAAUUAUAUUUAUUUCAGGCAUCCCUUCAGGUAUAAGAUACUUUGGUAAAAUAGAAAAGACGAUAGGCUACGAGUUUUGUCGUAUGAUUAAUUUAUACAUUCCUGGCUUUGAUAAAAAAGAUGAAAGAAGAGGAGCUUACUAAGGAAAAUUUGAUUAACUUGUUUAAUUAAUUGAUGACUUUAUGACUGUGUUAAAUAUUUAAUAAGCUAUCUUUGUUGUACAUUCGUAUGGGGGACUGAUUGUGAAAUAUUUUACUUAUUUUAAGCCUUAAAGAGUAGAAGGUUUAGUUUAGCUAGCAUCUAUCCCACUUACAUUAUGGUAAGGAAUUAAACAAUAUUACAUCUUAGAAAAAACAAGAUAUUUUAUUGAUUCGAAUAAUCUAACAUUUGAAUAAUUUCAAGAUGAAUAGUUUAGAGAUCAUUUAAACUAAGUAAUAUCUGUUAAUAGAAAAUAACUUUUGAGUCUAUCAAAAGUUGAAUUAGACCAAAUUGGGCCUGCAUCUCUCUUUACUUUCCAUGAAAUUAUUCCAUUGCUUAAACUAAAAUUAAGCGUUCCUGGAAAGUAUGGAGAAAUUUUUUCUAGAUUUAGGAAUUUAGACAAAAAAAUACCUAGGUUAAUUGCCUAUUCUCCUAAUGACAAUGUAGUGUUAGCUUCAACAAUAGAAGAAGAAAUAUAUGAAUUUGUUUUAGGUGAAAAUACAAUUAAAAGAAGAAUACUACAUCCUAUAACAAAAAAUAUUUAACUAGAUAAUAAUGAUUUUGGUUCAAACUAUAUUUUUAGGUUUGAUGACGCUAGUCAUAGCAUUCAUCAUGAAAAGGGAAAUGAAUUAGGAAUACUCAUAAAACAUUUUAUUAGAUAGUUAGAUUAUACAGAAAUAUUAAAUUAAUUACCAAAAUUUUGA
Molecule: messenger RNA, 1182 nt
Organism: Tetrahymena thermophila SB210
Lineage: Eukaryota; Ciliophora; Oligohymenophorea; Hymenostomatida; Tetrahymenidae
Product: alpha/beta hydrolase family protein
Exons: 1
Source: RefSeq, a predicted model, not a curated record